UCUAGAGGCACAAUAAUUAACGCAACCCUCUGGGGAGAUCUUGCAUAUUGUGUUGAUGAUGAUAUUAUAGGACUAAAAAGCAAACCAAUCAUUAUUUUGGCUGCUAUGACAGUUGGAGAAUACCAAGGACAACCAUCUGUUGCUUCAUGCUCUGCAUCCAAAAUUUAUGUUGACUUAAAUAUUCCAAUUGUGGCAGACAUGAAAGCUAGAUUCGAUGAAAAAAAUGCACCAGUAUUACUGCUUGAUGUCCGCCAACGACCACAAAUACCACCUGAUCAACAAGAAAAUCAUAAUCGUGUGACGAUUAAGCAAUUGCUGCAAAUUGAUCACUCCAAAACACAAAUAGAGACAUACACUUGCAUUGCAAAAAUCAAAGAAUUUGAUUGCACAGAAGGAUGGUAUUACAUCGGUUGCAAAAUAUGCAUGAAAACAUUGCAACAAAUAAGUGAUACUUUUUGGUGUCCAGAUGCAAAACAUGGAGAACAACUGCCUCAUUUAUGCUACAAAUUAAUCAUCACUGUUGAAGACAAUACUGGAAACGCAACAUUUGUGGUAUUUGGUGAUGAUGGUGAAAAAGUCGUUGGUGCAUCAAUUCCUAAACUUGCAUUGCUAAACCACUUAGACAAAUAUAUCCUUCCUGAACCAAUCACCAAACUCAUUGAUCAAGAAAAGCUAUUUAGCAUAAGCUUGGUCACAAAAUCAUUGAACACUGGAAAUCUUACCUUCAGAAUCAAUAGUUGCAAAGCUGUUAAUGAAGCCCAUAAACCAACAAUGAUGCUUGGACAAUCAUCUACCUGUGAAUCUACUUUACAUUUGAAUAAAAAAAAGAGCAACCUCGAAGUCCAAGAAUGCCCUCCUUCCUCACCAAAAAACCAAAUACAGCAAGACCUUUUUCCUGAAGAAUCUCCAAUCAAAAAAGUCAAAUUGAGUGCUGAACAGAAACAAGAUAAACAUGGCUGAAAAUCUAUAAUCACUGCUGUAACAUAAGUUUUUGUUGCUUUAUAAACACCAUCUUACUUCUCUGAUGUUGUCCAAAAAUUGACGCUGCAUAUUUUGAAAGAAUUUGUACUGAUCAAACUUUGUCCUUUUUUUGGACAACAAAAUGUUCAGUUGUUCAUCACUGAACAUAAAACAACUUUUAUAUAUUUUGUAAUGUAUGAUAUUAUUAUAGUAAA
This is a messenger RNA of Theobroma cacao (cacao), 1175 nucleotides long. NCBI's taxonomy places the organism in Eukaryota, Viridiplantae, Streptophyta, Magnoliopsida, Malvales, Malvaceae. The record is from RefSeq and is a predicted model, not a curated record.